This is a messenger RNA of Acipenser ruthenus (sterlet), 4845 nucleotides long. Its product is annotated as ER lumen protein-retaining receptor 1. The coding region runs from base 316 to 954 and encodes 212 amino acids. The transcript has 5 exons. Gene Ontology annotation, cellular component: cis-Golgi network; endoplasmic reticulum; membrane. Gene Ontology annotation, biological process: endoplasmic reticulum to Golgi vesicle-mediated transport; protein retention in ER lumen. Gene Ontology annotation, molecular function: ER lumen protein retrieval receptor activity. Lineage: Eukaryota; Metazoa; Chordata; Actinopteri; Acipenseriformes; Acipenseridae. The record is from RefSeq and is a predicted model, not a curated record.
GAGAGCACAUUCACUCCGCCGAUAUACCAGCAUCCUCAGCGCAGGCUAGAACGGGCCUAACUUCCUAGUUAGAAACGAAUCUCUGUGUAUGUUUAUAAAUGUAUAUGAUGAAGAAAGUGCAAUAAAGACAAAAUAAAGCAAGCAAAAAUAAAUAAAUAAAUAAAAUAAAGUGUGACGGGAGGACGGACGAAAUAUUACAGAACUAUAAUUUAUAACACAAUUCAUUACUCGAUUUUCGAGUGUGUGAGUGAGGCAGGCAGACGCUGGAUUGUAUAUUAAGACACAUUUUAAACACGGCGUUAUUAAAGUCAAAAUAUGAAUAUUUUUCGAUUUUUUGGCGAUCUUGCGCACUUGAUAGCAAUUGUCAUUCUGCUUCUGAAAAUUUGGAAAACACGGUCAUGUGCUGGUAUCUCUGGGCGCAGUCAGAUUCUCUUUGCGAUCGUUUUCACCGCGAGAUACCUUGACCUUUUCACAAACUACAUCUCCCUGUACAACACCUGCAUGAAGGUGGUGUAUAUUGUGUGCUCCUACACGACUGUGUUCCUGAUCUACGGGAAGUUCAAGGCUUCGUACGACGGGAAUCAUGACACAUUCCGGAUCGAGUUCCUGAUCGCUCCGUGCGCGCUGCUGGCAUUCCUGGUCAACCAUGACUUCACCCCCCUCGAGAUCCUGUGGACGUUCUCGAUCUAUCUGGAGUCUGUGGCGAUCCUGCCGCAGCUGUUCCUGGUCAGUAAGACUGGGGAGGCAGAGUCUAUCACCAGUCACUACCUGUUUGCUCUCGGCUCGUACCGGCUGCUCUACCUGCUCAACUGGAUGUGGCGUUUCUUCAGCCAGGGGUUCUACGACCUGAUCGCGCUCCUCUCGGGGGUCCUGCAGACCGUGCUGUACUGCGACUUCUUCUACCUCUACGUCUCCAAGGUUUUAAAAGGGAAAAAGUUGAGUUUACCAGCCUAGGACCGCCAGUAUCCCAGCAUACAUCUGGAAAUCAGCUGGAGAAGAGAACCUCUGGGAAAUGUGGUCUUGUAUUUGUAAUAUAAAAUGAGUUUGUGCCCCCUAAGAACUACAACUCCCAGAGUGCAUCACUUCUCAAUGUUAUUACAAGAUAAACUCCACUCCAAUCUAUUUGCUAGUUAGAGAUAACAUAAAAUAUAAGAGAAAUGUUUGUGUUUGUUUAUAAUAGAAAUUCAAUUAUAUUUUAUUAGGGCAGGAAUUGUACUGUAGGUUUUUUAAAAUUUGUUUUCAUAUACUCUGGAUUUAAAUAGAUGAUACACAUUACACUGAUGAAGGCAUUGAGCUGAAACGCUUGACUUGUUUUCUGCUUGAUUUUUAGACUUUUUUUUCCUGGCCCCCUUUACCUUUGUUUGCAGUCAUUCCGAGUGCUUCUUAUUGUUGCCGUCACUCAAAUACUGUGCUUAAAAAAUAAAAAAAAACAAAAGGGUAAGUCUGUGUUGCUUUGACUCGGAGUUCAGCAGCUGCUUUCAGUUCUAGAUACUGGCCAUGGACAUGUGUAAUGUAGUCUAGAUCAGGGGUUCCCAGGCUUUUUUUUUACCUGAGGCCCACCUGUGCAGCUGCAUUAGGCACCGCAGCCCACUAGUAACACUUCUUGAAGAAAAUGAACUGAAACAUUGUACUGUAUACAGUUGUAUGCAAAAGUUUGGGCACCCCUGGAAAAAAUGUAUGUUACAAUGAAUCUGACCUGACCUCUACAUGGUACAAGGUUACACAUGACACCUUUCUGUAAAUUUUAAUUCAGGAUUACUUUUUAUUUGCAUUUAUUACAGAUUCAGAAUAAUAAACAAAAGUGAACAUGGCGCGUGCAAAAGUUUGGGCACCCUUUUGGACCAUUCUUAAUUACUUCUUAAAAAAAUGAUUACUAAGACCCAGAAAGGUUGAUUCACUUGUUAGGGCUUCAAUUAGUCAGGUGAAGUCAAUUCCAGUGUUGAACUAUUACUCUGAAGUAACUUCAUACCUUCUAAUCUGUCAGACUGUGAUGGUUGUUCUGCCUGGUUUCAACAACCAUUGGCUCCUCUAAGCAGAUGUCUGAGGACUUGAAAAUGAAGAUAAUUGACUUUCACAAAACAGAAGGCUAUAAAAAACUCUCUCAACGCUUCCAGCUAGUAAUUUCAACUGUCAGAAACACUGUCAAGAAAUGGAACAGUUAAAGUCAAGGCAAGAUCUGGAAGAAAAAUAUCACAUAGACUUGCCCGAAAACUGGUCAGAUCUGCACAACAGAACCCACAGGUCACUGCAAAGGACCUUCAGAACAGUUUAGCUGACACUGGAGUAGUUGUUCACAGGUCCACAGUCCAGCGUACCUUACUCAACAAGGAUCUGCAUGGGAGAGUUGUCAGGAGGAAGCUUUUUCUACGACCUCAUCACAAAAGUCAGCGUCUAAAGUAUGCAAAAGAAAACCUUGACAAGCCUGAAGCUUUUUGGAACAAUGUGCUUUGGACUGAUGAAACGAAAAUUGAACUGUUUGGCCACAACCAAAGAAGAUACGUUUGGUGAAAAAAGGGUGAAGCAUUUCAAGAAAAGAACACCUUGCCAACUGUUAAGCACGGGGGUGGCUCUAUUAUGCUUUGGGGUUGUGUGGCAGCCAGUGGAACCGGAAAUAUUGUGCGGGUGGAAGGAAGAAUGGAUUCAACUAAAUAUCAACAAAUCCUAGAAGCUAAUGUCCUAAAGUCAGUCAGGACACUGAAGCUGAAAAGAGGUUGGAUAUUUCAGCAAGACAAUGAUCCAAAACAUAGCUCAAAAUCAACCAUGAAAUAUUUACAAGAAAGGAGGAGAAAGGUUUUGGAAUGGCCGUCACAGUCCCCAGACUUGAAUAUUAUUGAAAAUCUGUGGGGAGAUCUCAAACAUGCAGUGCAUGCAAGGAGACCUAAGAAUCUUUCUGAGCUGGAAGAGUUCUGCAAGGAAGAGUGGGAAAAGAUUCCAAAGGCAAGAAUAGAAAGACUCUUAGCUGGCUACAGGAAACGUUUGGAAGCAGUUAUAUCUGCCAAAGGAGGUGUUACCAAGUACUAAGUGACAGGGUGCCCAAACCUUUGCACGCGCCAUGUUCACUUUUGUUUAUUAUUUUGAAUCUGUAAUAAAUACAAAUAAAUAGUAAUCCUGUAUUAAAAUUUGCAGAAAGGUGUCAUGUUUAACUUUGUACCAUGCAGAGGUCAGGUCAGAUUCAUUGUAACAUACAUUUUUUCCAGGGGUGCCCAAACUUUUGCAUACAACUGUAUGUUUAAACCUGUAACACUGUAAAUGCAUAUUUACAUUUUCAUUUGAAUGUUAAUAUUUUUAAGGAUAGAAAUCACCAGCAGUCUGCACUGGAUGAAGCUCUUCUAGAUCUUUGAAACAUUCUUUGAAACACUUCAGUUUUAAUAAAGUAAAUUGCAAAUACUAAACAGGUGUUUUUAAUCAAAUCUUGAAAUAAUGCACCUUUUCACAGCUAAAUACCUUUUGAAAUUAAGCUAUUUUUAAUUUUUCCUUCUUCAUAUACACCUGAACAGGCGUCAAAUUUGAGUUACACCAGAGCUACCUGCACCCUAACAAGUGACGCAAAUAGAAACUAUAAAUACAGCUUACAGUCCAGGAGUGUUCUUAAUAUGACAGGUGAGCCUGCUCCUCCUUGCACAGUUUCUCAUACUGGUGCUCCACCUGAUUCCAUCUUCAGUGUUUAGUCUUUCCUCUCAGAUAAACUCUAGUGCUUUAUUUUGCAGUGUACUGCACUUUGUUUUUGCUUCGGGUGACGCUCACAUUUUGACGGUUUAAACACUCAUUUUCUAGUUUCAUAGCUUAUAACACACUGAGGCAAAGGAUACUCGCUCGAUCCACUAAAGGAAAAUUCAAACUUCAAGUACUCAUCAUCAUCAUAGUUUCUCACCACAUUUUUUCACUGGCUCAUUCUGAGUAGAUUUAGGAGGUCCAGAAGCUCAUCUUCACCACCAGUGUAACCUUCUCGUUUUUGAAGAAUAAACCGAUCCAUUGUGACAAAUUCAAAUUGCAAGCUCUUACUUUUUAGAGUUGUAGAAUGGAUUGUACUUUUGUUGCUAAGUUACCGUUCACACAUUGCAACUUUGUUUCCAUUACAACAAAUACAGCUUGCAAAGGUACAUUCCUUUAGCUUACAUUACACUUGUAGCUAUAUUAAACCUGCAGAGCACCUUUGGGCCGUGGGCCGCAGUUUGGGAACCCCUGCGCUAGAUCAUCUUUAUAUUAGUAAGCACCAGCGCCAUCUAGGGUAUUGCCAACAAAACUAAAGGACACAUGUCUAUGGCAUGCAACUAGAACUGAAGAGAGGCUCUCGUAGUCAAAGCAACAGAGACCUAUAAAAAACCCACAGUAUUUGAUUAAUUGUAAUGAUACUGAGCGCUCAGUGAUAGCAAGCAUGAAAAGAUGAGGGGUCAAGGAAAAAUAAUAAAAUACUUAAAAAAUAUAAUAAAAUAUAAAAACAGAGACAUGAACUUUUAAAGAAGUGAACUCUGUUUUAAAACAACGAAAACCCAUUUAAUUCCUCUCUCCCCUGUUUAAUAUCCUAUAGUGUGUGUGUGUGCCUCUCUCUCCCCUGUUUAAUAUCCUCUAGUGUGUCUCCCCUGUUUAAUAUCCUAUAGUGUGUGUCUCUCCUGUUUUAAUACCCAUGUUAUAAACCCAUGUUUAUAAACCCUUGGCACUUUCAAUAUCGUCCAGCCCUGGAGUCUUCAGAAGGGGGAAUAUACAAAAUAAAUACAAAAAACAUAACAUUUGAUAUUUGAAACUAUGUACUGUUUUAAAAAAUUAAAAUCAAUUGUAAAUAUUUGCCAUCGUCUUCUAAAUAUUUGAUCAAACUUUAAUAAACCUAAAAAAAGAUUUAUAAUGGGA